Molecule: messenger RNA, 1939 nt
Organism: Manduca sexta (tobacco hornworm)
Lineage: Eukaryota; Metazoa; Arthropoda; Insecta; Lepidoptera; Sphingidae
Product: cytochrome P450 6B2
Exons: 2
Coding region: 164-1729 (521 amino acids)
Molecular function (GO): oxidoreductase activity, acting on paired donors, with incorporation or reduction of molecular oxygen; iron ion binding; heme binding
Source: RefSeq, a predicted model, not a curated record
AUUCGACGGAUCAUUGAAUGCAUACCAUCAUAGUUUUACAUUAAUACUCGAAACAGCUGUCACUACACACAUGAGACUAGGUCUAAAAUAAAAGUAACACGAUUGCAUACAUUCAUAUCAGUAGAGGACUCGCGCACGCCACUCGCGACCGCACCGCGGCAAGAUGAGCAUCGUCGUACUCGCGCUGUGUGCGACCAUCGUCGCUCUGCUGUAUUACCUGUCCGUGAAGAACUUUAGCUACUGGAAGAACAAGAAUGUGCCGCAUCUCAAACCGCUGCCGCUGUUGGGCAACUAUAGUGAAUACAUUCUAAUGAAAAAAUAUAUCGGCCAUGUGAGCCAAGAUAUGUGUCGACAAUUUCCAAAAGAACCCUACUUCGGCGCGUUCUACGGCACAGAGCCGACCCUCGUGAUUCAGGACCCGGAGAUCAUCAAACUGGUGUUCACUAAGGAUUUUUACUAUUUUCAUAGCAGAGAAAACUCUAAAUACACAACCAAGGAAGUGACAACACAGAAUCUUUUCUUCAAUCAUGGUGACACAUGGAAGGUGGUACGCCAGAACUUAACACCUUUAUUCUCUUCAGCAAAAAUGAAGAACAUGUUUUAUUUGAUAGAGAAAUGUGGACAUAGUUUGGAAAAAUUGGCAGAUGAAGAAAGAGCGAUAUCGGAGGUGGUCGAAGUGAAGUCUCUAAUGAGCAGGUACACAAUGGACUGCAUCGGAUCUUGUGUUUUUGGUAUCGAUACAAAGACAAUGGAGAAAUCUUCAGAAGUCAACCCGUUCGUAGAAAUGGGUGACAUCAUAUUUCAAACUUCAAGAUUCAUGGGAUAUAUGUUAGUGUUCCGUGCUAUUUGGCCAAAAAUAUUUUAUGGCUUGGGAUUAAAGUACUUCCCGAAAGACAUAGACAACUUUUUCAAAAGCCUAAUGUUGGGCGUUUUCGAAAGACGGGAUCAUAAGCCGACAUCCCGUCACGACUUCGUUGAUUUAGUGCUUGCUUUGAAGCAGAACAGCCACAUCAUCGGAGACAGCUUAAAUCCGAAAUCUGCAGGUAACAAGAAAAUAGAAGUGGAAGUCACUGAUGACCUGCUCGUGGCCCAAUGUAUUGUGUUUUUUGGUGCCGGGUAUGAAACAUCCGCAAGUACAUUAGCGUGUGCGCUUUAUGAGCUUGCAAAAAAUCAGGAGGCGCAGAGACGAGCUCAGGAGGAAGUGGACGAGUACUUGUGCCGGCGCAACAACAAGUUAGUGUAUGAGUGUGUGACCGAGCUGCCGUAUAUCGAGGCGUGCCUGAACGAGACUAUGCGCCUAUAUCCGGUGCUGCCGGUGCUCACGCGAGAGGUGGUCGAGGACUAUACGUUCCCUUCAGGCCUGCAGGUGGACAAAGGCGUGCGCGUGCACUUGCCGGUGUACCACCUGCACCGCCACCCCGAGUACUUCCCCGAGCCUGACGCCUUUCGUCCUGACCGGUUCUACGGCGCUGCCAAGGAAGACAUUAAGCCCUACACGUUCUUCCCAUUCGGCGAGGGUCCGAGACAAUGCAUUGGACUGCGAUUUUCGAAAAUGCAGACGACGGCGGGUCUCAUUACCAUUUUGAAGAAAUACCGAGUGGAGUUAGCUGACGGGACACCCACCAAGCUGGACUUCUAUCCCACGACGUUCCUGACAAACACAAGGAAUGCGCUUAAUUUGAAGUUCAUACCGCGCGAAGAAUGGCAGCAAAGAGUUUUUGCUCGUUAAUUUUAAUACCUCUGUACCUGUAUGACGAUGAAUUGUGAAUUUAUUAUAAUAAAAAGUUUAAUGUUUUUGUUAUUAAAAUUGUACAAAAAUCAUGAGUAUUUAGUAUAUUUUUUUAUUGUCUGGUAAAUAUUUGAUGUUGAUUGGUGUGUGCAAAUGUACGCGUAUGUCAUAGAUUCUAUAAAUUGAAAUAAAAACCAAUUUGAUUGAUUA